Molecule: messenger RNA, 1639 nt
Organism: Cynara cardunculus var. scolymus (artichoke)
Lineage: Eukaryota; Viridiplantae; Streptophyta; Magnoliopsida; Asterales; Asteraceae
Exons: 16
Coding region: 62-1462 (466 amino acids)
Biological process (GO): protein localization to plasma membrane; GPI anchor biosynthetic process
Cellular component (GO): membrane; endoplasmic reticulum
Molecular function (GO): glucosaminyl-phosphatidylinositol O-acyltransferase activity
Source: RefSeq, a predicted model, not a curated record
CGAUAAUCAAUCACUCUUCCCAUUUGCUCGACCUUCUCUGCGACUUCUCUCCGAUUCAGCUAUGGAUUCUUCUAUGAAGUCUAUCAAUCCAAACAAGCAUUUGAAAGAACAAUUUGUCAGCAACCUAACAGGAUCUUCCAUGCUUGAAAUUUUUGUACUUUCUGCAAUAUUUCCUAUGCUUAUUCUGCUGCGACAUGCCAUAGGCAUCUGCAAAAUAGAUCAUGUUACCAAUGAAACUUCCUCAAAGAAGAAAGAUACUUCACCGCUUGUGUCAAGAAAUCAAAGGAUUUACAUCGUCACAAUGAUAAUAGAUUUCCUCUCCAUUGUUCUUCCGAUCACUUUGUUGUGUACAGUUCUAGCAGAAUGGACUUACGUGAAUGGAGCUCUAUUUAUAUUAAUGCUGCUUCUCUCUAUCUCAUCUAAGAGACAUGGAUCUUCUUGGGAUCAGGAAGAAGGGGUUCAUUCUCUUAGGACAUAUGUCUCAUCAUACAGGGUUUUUAUGAUGCUUAUCACAUGCAUUUGUAUUUUGGCCGUUGACUUCAAAAUAUUUCCUAGAAGAUAUGCUAAAACCGAGACUUAUGGGACUAGUUUGAUGGAUCUUGGAGUAGGUGCAUUUGUCUUGGCAAAUUCUUUGGUUUCACAUCAAGCUCGGGGAAUUUCAUCAAUGGGUUUAAGAAGUGUGCUGUCCUCUACUAGCCCUUUACUGAUUCUGGGGUUUGCUAGACUUGUUUUUACAACUGGUGUUGACUAUCAGGUUCAUGUGGGAGAAUAUGGUGUUCACUGGAAUUUCUUUUUCACUCUUGCUGGUGUAGCAGUCUUGACAUCAAUUAUUAAUGUCUCUCCAAAGUAUUGUGGGAUUGUUGGAUCAUUGGUACUAAUAGGAUAUCAAGUUUGCCUAAUGAGUGGGUUGAACGUGUAUCUGCUUUCGGCCAAAAGGGGAACAGACAUUAUUAGUCAAAACAAGGAAGGGAUCUACAGCAUAUUCGGAUAUUGGGGCCUGCAUCUAAUUGGUGUUUGGUUAGGCAACACUCUUUUGUUUGAGAAGAACCCUGAUCUCAGAACUAAUAGAUGGGCAAGGAAACGUGUUUGGAUUAUGUUUCUUUUCUUCUGGUGCUUGACAUUGAUUCUGAACAGUUAUGUUGAAAGACCUUCACGUAGAAUGUGUAACCUGACAUAUGUUACUAUGGUAUUGGCUACAAACCUAGAGAUGUUGGCAAUAAUAAUGCUCUCAGAUUAUAUCCCUGGCGGUAAAGUAUCACUACUAGAACAAGCAAUCAACCGAAACUUACUUGCAGUUUUCAUUGUGGCAAAUUUGCUGACGGGUUUAGUGAACUUAUCGAUGGAUGAUACCCUGUUUGUGUUGCCGGGCACAGCCCUUGUUAUCUUGAUUGGCUACGGUUUUAUCACAUGUGCUGCUGCUGCAUUUGCAGAUUAUAAUGGUAUCAAGUUGAAGUUUUGGUAAAGAAUGCUUCUUUAUAAUCUAUUUUUGGGUCUCUAUUUGAUUGAUUUAUCUAAAAACUAGUUGUAAUCCUAAUUUAUGAUUGAUACAAAUUUCGAAAUCUCUUUUCGUUUUUAUUUGCCAAAGGAUUUGUAUUCGAUUAUUAGAAAUCAUAGUAGAUUGUGAUCCAAUCGUCGAUGA